Molecule: messenger RNA, 669 nt
Organism: Rhinocladiella mackenziei CBS 650.93
Lineage: Eukaryota; Fungi; Ascomycota; Eurotiomycetes; Chaetothyriales; Herpotrichiellaceae
Exons: 1
Coding region: 1-669 (222 amino acids)
Source: RefSeq, a predicted model, not a curated record
AUGGCGAGCCGCUCCCUUGAAAAAGGCGUCGCAGCCCAAUCCUCCAUCGAAUCCGAAUUCGCCACUACCAAAGGCCGCCUCUCCACCGUCCAGCUGGAUGUCACCGACGAGAACUCCAUCAGACAAGCCGCUAACUUCGUCGACCAAAAAUUCGGCCACCUCGACGUGCUUGUCAACAACGCUGCCUCUGGUAACUGUGACCCGGACGUCAAAACCCGCUUCCAAGUAUGCAUGGACACGAACGUGGUCGGACCCGCCGUGGUGGCAGCGACGUUUCGCUCGCUCCUCCUUCGAGCUCCGAACGCUCCGUAUUCGAUCUACGUGAGCAGCGGCGGCGGGUCGUUGACGCGGGCCGCUGACACGACCAGGGCAAAGUUGCCGGUGCCGUCGAAUGGGAAUGCAUACUGCGUGAGCAAAGCGGCGCUGAAUAUGGUGAUGUUGCAGGAUUACGUGGAGUCGAUGAGUCAGGGUGCGAAGAUGAAAGUUAUCGCGAUGUGCCCCGGGUUCGUGGUGAGUAAUCUGCGCGGGACGAGCGAGGAGCUGAGGUCAGGAUGGGGCCAGGCGGGAGAUCCGAUGGUUUCGGGAGAGACGAUCUUGAGUAUUAUUCGGGGAGAGAGGGAUGGGGAUUUGGGGAAGUUGGUGCAUAAGGAUGGUGUAUAUCCUUGGUAA